AUCAUGAUAAUGGUGGAUUUUUAGUAAAUAAUGUAAUCCAACUCAAUUUAAAAGCCAACGGGAGUCUUAGCUGGUCAAUUCAAGGCAUGUGGCUGCAACCACACAUUAGUUUUCAUUCAACAAAUCUUAUGAUGAUUUCAUGGAAAAAUGGUACUGACUUUCAGAGUGAUUGGAUAGGCUAUGUAGUUAUCAACAACACUGAUAUAAAUUCAUUGGGUAUAAAUCCAAUUGGUGAUCAAGGCCAAUCAACUGAUCUUCCAACAAGAAGCAUCAUGUAUGGUGUUGAAUUUAAUGAUACACUUAGCUUGGAUGCUGAAAUUUGGUGUGAAGGAUAUACUGGAAUUGACAAUAUUUCAGAAAAUAUAGUUGGUGUUAACUGCUGGACAUUACUUGGAUUUCUCAUACAAACUACACAAGGUACUGAACAAACUUUUUACAGCUGUGCUAGCGCAGUUGAAGCAAGUGUAAAGACUAUCAAAUUGCAAUCUAGCACAACAGGAGCAUUUAAUGUAACAGAUGUGCAAACUAUUCAGCCCAACGUAAAAGCACUCUUUGUUACCAGCAGAGCUUCCAACUUAUUUGGAUCUAAUUCUGACGCGAAAGCUGCUCCUGCUGUUGCAGUAUACAUUAUGUUUAACUUUGUGGAUGGUUUUAACAGUUAUCAGGCAGAUGAAGGUAUAAGUGCUAAAAUCGUUGGUACUGUUCAAUUUACGAUGGAGAAAACAUGCUAUGAUCCACGUUUUGCUAUACAAUAUUUUGUGGCCAUGAUUGGACUAAUUAUUAUAUUCUGUAUACUUUUGGCAAGUCUUAUGAGUGUUAGUUCUUUCAAUUCAUUGACUAAAAUUAGACUUGUUGUUCGGCAAAUGGAUUUUGGUAGAGCAAUAUUAAAUGCACAAGGAUAUGGAGAGGCGAGCAUAGUUGGUUCACCAAAAUGGAUAAAAAUAGAUGGUAAAAAAUUAAUGUUAUUAGGUGAAAAAG
This is a messenger RNA of Entrophospora sp. SA101, 978 nucleotides long. The record is from the annotation of a GenBank genome assembly. Lineage: Eukaryota; Fungi; Glomeromycota; Glomeromycetes; Entrophosporales; Entrophosporaceae.